CUUGGAAGUCGCCAUGAUACAAACCAACUAGCAUCUACUCUCCCGCUUUCAUUUCUGAUCUCUGUCCUUGUUGUCAUUGUCGUGAAUUCAACAAUGUACCUUCGCGCCGUGCACGCUGAACUCCACACCCCCGCCCUCCGCCAAUUCAUCCGAGAGAACCCCUUGGGAUUGUUAAUCACGUCCCUGUCUUCGCCCAAUUUCCCUACGAUUCAAUGCACGCACAUCCCGUGGGUCCUCGAUGUCGAAGAUGACUCGAGCGAGACAGAACUCGGCAGACUGCGCGGUCAUCUUGCAAGGCAAAAUCCGCAUUCAAAGGCACUGAUUGAAGCCGCCCAGCAGCAUCAGCAGCAUCAGCAGCAGCAGAGUACCUCUGAUAAAGGCACCCCCCCGCCGAGCGGCCUGCAAAGCCUCAAGGAAGAAGUGUCCGUCAUCUUUAACGGCCCCGCACACCACUACGUGACCCCCAAAUUCUACGUCGACACCAAACCCGCCACUGGCAAGGUCGUGCCGACGUGGAACUACUCGGCGGUGCAGGUGUAUGGGACCGCCACCGUGCAUUAUGACACUCAUCUUGAGGGAACGGGCAAAUUCCUCCAGCGGCAGAUAAGCGACCUGUCCAGCCAUGCCGAGACGACGAUCAUGGGGUACGAAAGGCCUUGGAGCGUCAAGGACGCGCCCGAGCGGUACAUUGAGCUGCUCAGGAAGAACAUCAUCGGGAUCGAGAUCGAAGUGACCCGCCUGGAAGGCAAGUACAAGAUGAGCCAGGAGCUCGGCAACGCGGACCGGCAGGGCGUGGUGAAGGGGUUCGCAGCCCUCAACACCCAGGUCGGGGAUCUGGUGGCCAAGACAGUCGAGGAGAGAGGGACGCUGAAGGACUCGCUGAAGGCGGUUGGCUAGGCUCGUGCUUGAAACAGCAAGUUCGUGCGAGAGUGCGAACAAGGGGGGAAGUGGUCGAGCUUCUCCUGCGAGAGUUGUGUCCGCUGCAGAGUUCUUGCGUCCUGCAAGUUUGGCGGUCGACAGCAUCUAUGUAUUAUGCUAAAGCUCUUGCAAUUCCCAGCCUCGCUGGCUCUAGGCUUCGCAAUCUAACUGCCCUUUAAUAGGGAGUCUGUCAAUGAAACGCCCGUC
Messenger RNA from Cladophialophora immunda, 1125 nucleotides. RefSeq lists its product as uncharacterized. The transcript has a single exon. NCBI's taxonomy places the organism in Eukaryota, Fungi, Ascomycota, Eurotiomycetes, Chaetothyriales, Herpotrichiellaceae. The coding region runs from base 94 to 897 and encodes 267 amino acids. The record is from RefSeq and is a predicted model, not a curated record.